Brassicogethes aeneus is the source of this 2662-nucleotide messenger RNA. The record is from the annotation of a GenBank genome assembly. NCBI's taxonomy places the organism in Eukaryota, Metazoa, Arthropoda, Insecta, Coleoptera, Nitidulidae.
GCCUACUCCGUCGUCGUUCGAACGGCAAGCAGUCACCGUCUGCGGAUCGAUUGUUCGGUUGCGUACAGGCAUAGUCUCGUUGGAAAGUGUGGAGAGCGCGAGCGAGCGAGAGACUUCGCAAGCCGUCUGGCAGUGUGUUAUGGUGGCCCGCAGCAGACGGUGCACUCGACUACCGCCGCCGUGAACAAGUGUGUAACAAGUGAUGCUCCGUGCCGGCGAACUGGUGCGUGCCGUCACCUGGACGACGGCGCUCUUCGCCGCCGUCGGCGCCGUCCUCCAGCUCCCCAAUACCACCGGCAUCGACGGACAACUCACCGCCAAUCUCAAAGUCGACCACUUUUUUUCCCUAUGGUUGGUCUUCAACAAUGAAAACGUCAAAAUGUCAGACGAGCCGUUUACGAUCUUCGCUCCGCAGAAUUCUGCCACGAAACGAGCUGAAAAUUUGCUGCAGCAGCCCGAACUUGUAAAGAAACUUCUGCUCGACCACGUGGUGCUUAAGCAGAGAUUAGAUCUGACGAACGUCACCGAUAUUUCUUUUAAAACUCUCGGUGGACGGAUGGUGCAUGUAAAGGCGACAAAAGAUGGAAAGUUGAAAGCUAACGAUGUUUACGUGGUAGAAAGAAAAGUGGUCGUUCCGAACGGUUUGCUGGUCGUGCUCGACAACUACCUCUUCUCAGACGAGCACCCGACGACGAAGAAGAAUGCGACGCAAGCCAAAGUGGUGGAUAUUGCCCCAAUAUCGGUCGUUGCAGGCAAAAAUCAAUCGAACGUCACCUUCGUGGAAAACAUAAUGGAAGUACUGUCGUUCUUGAAGAGCGGCGUGCGAGUUUUCCAGCAUUUCCUUUCCAGAUCGAACGUAUCCAAGUUGCUCGAAGAGGGUGAGGAAUAUACAGUGUUCGUGCCGACCGAUCACGCUUUUCAACGAUGGCAUCCGAUUGAUUGGGGAUUUUACCCUUUCAGCGUGCCGGAAUUCACCGAGAGCAUAAUAACCAAUCACUUCGUCAAAGGUAGAUUGAAACAAGACAUUAUUAAGGACGGCCAAACCGUGAAAACAAUUGGCGGACGCGAAAUCCUUUUUAAGAAGACUCCAAAUUUGACUGUAAAUGGAGCCAUGGUGGUAACGGGAGAUACGCCAGUCUCAAAAGGCAACAUCAUGUUUAUCGGUGAAGUACUUUUUGUAAGCGAAUCUGUGGUUUCUAAACUUCAUCAGCAGCAUAGAGAUAAGGAAACACCACCUCUACUCGCUUUUCCGUGGUUUGGAGCCCAAUUUUUAUCACAUGCAUUUUUGGCACUCGAAAGAGAUAAAAGAUUUUCUCAUAUCACGAGAUUUUUAAAUCUGGCCGAUCUGGCUCCCCACGUUUCAGGUACUGGAUAUACAUUUUUCGUACCUACCGACACAGCUUUUGAGAAGUUGGGUCUGGACAAAAUGCCUGACAAUUAUUUAUCCACCGGGGACGGUUUACAAAUACUAUUAAAUCAUUUUGUCAAAGGAAGACUUUAUGAUAAGGAUUUAAAGAACGAUGAAAAGCUGAACUCUUUAGGAAACAAAACUAUUGUUAUAAAAAGAGACAAAGAAAAUGUUACAGUUAAUGAGGCAACAAUAGUAGAAAGCGAGGUGUUCGUUUACAAUCUUGGGACAAUGUUCUACAUAGAUACAGUUUUAUUCACCAACUUGAAUGCUUUGCCGCCUACCACUCCAGAAACGACAACCGUUGAAAAAGCUACAGUGAUGACCACCACACCUUCUGCUGUUGAAAAAUUGCCAAGUGAAUUGACUGAAGAGACUGGUUCCAUGCCUGAUGUUCUAUUUGCGGACGCUACCGAUUCCAGCAAUGAUACAGAAGUAAAAUCCACAGCAAAAGAUACGAUUAUUAAGUAAAAAAAAAUUGCGGACAUAAAUAAUUUUGUAUUUUAUGUUUAAAUUUAUUUGAACUGCUGCGCAACAAAUAAAAAACAUAUUUUAGUGAUUUAAUUUUUUAUACGUUUGUACAAAAAUUAUUUUAAAAUGCAUUUCAAAAUAUCUAUAUGUAGGUAUAAAUAUAAAGUAUACUAAUAAAAUGUGUAUAGAAUAUAAAACAAUAUAAAGUCCAUAUCAUUUUAAUUAAUUAAGAGCUUUCAUUGUGCACAAAACAAUUAAUAAAAUUUUAAAUGCCAAAAAAUAAUUCCCAAUAACGGAAUUAUGUUUCAAAUGUUUUAACGUUAAAUGUCAUAACUUGUUAACUAUGGGACAGAAUGAAAUUGUCUUUAUUUGGUAUACCAAUAUUAUUAUAGAAAUAUGUAUAAAUAACUAUGUGUAUAUAGUCAUAUAAAUAUUUAUGUAUUUAGUUUUAAAUAGAAAAAUUGACUGAUGAAUGUUAGCGAGCGAUUCGUAAAUAUUUUGCGAAUUGGUUUAUAUUUCUAUAAAAAUUUAAAUAAAUCUGUUUACAUAGUAAAUAGAUCAAUGUUGUGUAUUACUGGAAGCUUUAUCAUAACAAAAACUACUAUUUUUAGUUUUGGUAACUGUUUAUAAUUUCCAUUACUAGUUUGCUUUAACAGAUUAAAAUUUGUAAUUUUAUUUUCGAAAAGGGCAGUUAUUACUUUCUUGGUAAAAAAAGCUGUUUUUAUAGUUUACAACUAAAUCAAUAAAUUGUAAAACUAUAUUGUUAAUAAAUGGAUUUCCUCC